CCCUACUUCCUCUAUUUCUGCGGUUAGAGGCCAACAAAAUGGGUGACGCUACACACACUAACAUCACAGUAGUCAUCGCUUGUAUAAAGGAGGGUGUUUGGAGGACCGUCAAAACAGACACAAUUUGACAGCUAGCAGAGAACUCCAACACUGAGUAAUACAUACAAAGAACCCAAUGAUCGUGUUCCCCCAAACAUGCUUAUCUUAGUCACAUCACCAUCAAGGAAACUGCAUCCACUCAACAUUGACAUGGAGGACAACAGAAGAAAGCAGACAAAGGGAUGCGACUUGAGGUCCCGACUACAACGCAGAUCUUCCCAUGCCCCUAACACUGAACGACUUAGUACUGAGGAAAUUAUCCUGUGGUCCCAGUCUUUGGAGAGACUUCUCACAUCAAAAUAUGGCAUGGCAACAUUUCAGGCCUUUCUGAAAUCAGAGUUCAGCGAUGAGAACAUUGAAUUCUGGCUGAUCUGUGAAGACUACAAGAAGAUUAAGUCCUCCUUCAGGCUGUCCUGCAGGGCCAAGAAGAUCUACAAGACAUUCAUUGAAGCUGAGGCUCCAAAAGAGAUCAACAUUGACCACAAGACCAGAGAUCUCAUUGGGCAGAAUGUGAAGACGCCCUCCACAGUUUGCUUCGACGAGGCCCAGAGGAUUGUAUACAGCCUGAUGGAGAAAGACUCCUACCCCAGGUUCCUCAGAUCCAACAUCUACAGGACCCUAUUGGACUCCGCAUCAGACUACACGAAGAUGUGAAUGAAUACCGAUGAUAGAAACUGAACUGAGGCUUCCAACAAUGGACUGCAAUGUUUCACAGCCAGGGAGCUUCUACAAACAGGAUUCAUAAGAAGAUGCUUCCGAGUGUGAAUUAUACUGGGUACAGAUGUACGAGGCCUAAGGGAAUGCUGGGAGGAACAUACAGAAGUGACUGUGCUGGCAAGCCUUGUUGACAUUUGUGUUCAGUCUAUGUACUUUCACUUGAAAGAGGAACAUAUGUCACAUAGAAGGGGACUAAAGAGACCAUAGAAAUAUAAUGUUGAUUCUAUUUCUACAACAGAGACGUGGUGGUGUCAGGGGAUUACCUUGCAUGGCAUGUUCUUGUUAGGGACUUUCUAAGUCAAAGUUCCGGGGAUGUUUAUUAUGUAGGAUCUAAACAGUCAGGGCUGUAACUGUAUGAGAAGGUAUCUGCAGUUGCACAUAAUCUGCAGGUCAUCAGUUGAGUUAUUUUAUAAUGCAUUUGAUGAGAUAAUCUACUAAAUUUGACCUUUUUAAAACCACAACAAUUUUAGAAUGGGUAAUUUUGUUUACUUUAACACAAUGAGGCAUGUUUGUCAUGUAAGCUUUAAAAAAAUAACAUUUUGGAGAAUUGAUUUUGUGAAGAAAUUACUGAAUGUAAAAAAUGCUCUAACACUGGACAUUUGUAAAAAUUAAGAUUUCUAUAGGUGUAUUUAUAAAAUGGCACAUGGUUUCCAAAUUCGAACAGCUAAAUUAUACAUUUAAUAAAAGCACAAAUUCACAAAAAUGUAAAUGCUUCAAUCCUUCAAAGCACUUUUAAAAUAUCCUAAAAUUUGACUGCGUUUGUUUGUUAGGACGCUUCCCAAACUUUACUGAAAGGGUAAUGUCACGAGGUGGAAAUAUGACAGGUUCUUUUGGAUCUGGGUUGAGCAGGUAAAAGCAGGAAACAAAGGACUAGUUUCAACAUUUAAUAAAUAAUAAGUAAAGGUUUACAUGUUUACCUUUUCAUCAGUGGCCUUUCUCAUGGCCCAGGAACAUUUACAAACCAUGCAAUUUAAAAUGGCACUAACAAACAAAUCAAAGUAACCAAAAGGCACAGGAAGUGGGGCAGUCCAGGAGGCAGAUGUCCAUCUUGUUUUUGUCAAACUCACAAGAAUCCAUUUCCCCUCCAUGCUCCCAGAAAUCACCAUCCCACUGGGCACAAACUGGUUGAAUAAACAUUGUUUCAAUGUAAUUUCUCAACUUAUUGUGAUGUGGAAAAUACAUUGAAUUUGAGCAAA
Molecule: messenger RNA, 2012 nt
Organism: Salmo salar (Atlantic salmon)
Lineage: Eukaryota; Metazoa; Chordata; Actinopteri; Salmoniformes; Salmonidae
Product: regulator of G-protein signaling 21
Source: RefSeq, a predicted model, not a curated record